Molecule: messenger RNA, 3616 nt
Organism: Cherax quadricarinatus
Lineage: Eukaryota; Metazoa; Arthropoda; Malacostraca; Decapoda; Parastacidae
Source: RefSeq, a predicted model, not a curated record
UGUGACACACUAGUGCAGCUGUUGCCAUCUAGUGUUGUAUUUUGACAUAUCAGUGCAGGUGUUGCCAUCUAGUGUUGUAUUUUGACAUAUCAGUGCAGGUGUUGCCAUCAUCAAGUAUUAUGUUGUAACACCACAUCAAUGCAGGCGUUGCCAUCAUCAAGUGCUGUGUUGUAACAACAUCAAUGCAGGUGUUGCCACCAUCAAGUGUUGUGUCGUAACACAACAUCAAUGCAGGUGUUGCCACCAUCAAGUGUUGUGUUGUAACACAACAUCAAUGCAGGUGUUGCCACCAUCAAGUGUUGUGUUGUAACACAACAUCAAUGCAGGUGUUGCCACCAUCAAGUGUUGUGUUGUAACACAACAGUCAGGCCAUUCAUCACAAUAUUAUCACACUACUUACAUGUGUUAAUACAUCAUGGCUGAUUCAUCUAAGGAAGUUCUUAAUGGAUAUAGACUUGUGAAAGCUAUUGCAUUCUGUGGUAGAAAAGUCUUGUACAAGAUUUUCCUCUUGGGAACCCAGGAUAAACCUUCUCACAUGGCACUGAAACAUUACUUGAUAACCUCACAAGGAGAAAAUGUAAUGAAAAAUUUUAACAGCACUCAGAAGGAAAUGAUUGAUAAGAAUGCUGAUGGAUCAAAGUUUGAUAUGUCACUACUUUAUGUUAGCAUCAAAGUAUCGUGUAAGACCGUGGCUCCAAACAAUGAUCCAGUAUGGUUUACUCCCGGUACACAUAUGGAGUACUACAUUACUGCUGUUAAGAAUAUGAGGAAUGAUCAUCUUCACGGUCAACUUACAAUUACUGAUAAAGUUUAUUUUGAAAAUAUGAUGAAACUAAGGGAACUGUUAACUGGUUGUCUUAAGACAUCUGGAGAGAAGUAUGGGAGAGACGAAGCUGAAGUGAAGGAAGAGAUCCAGCAGAUGAAUGAUGAACUGGACAACAUCAUGAAGGAAAUUCUUGGAAAACAAGAUAUAUUAACAUUUUGUGGUGAUGAAAUGAAAAGUCUUAUGAUUAAUGAAAGUCGUGAUAAACUUAAGGAGAUCUUCCAAAGUAUCAGCUAUGUCAACCCAGUGUCUUUUAUCACUAGUAACUUGAAACUUAAAGUUGGCAAAAUCUUUGUAAAUAUUCAGGUCAAACAUGGACAACGUGGAGGUGAAGGUGAACAUAUAAGUUAUCAACACCUUCUUAAACUUGUUCAGACUACAGCAACACCAUCAUUUACAAGCACUGUUUUACAACAACAGUACCAGACUACAGCAACACCAUCAUUUUUCAAGCACUGUUUUACAACAACAGUACCAGACUACAGCAACACCAUCAUUUACAAGCACUGUUUUACAACAACAGUACCAGACUACAGCAACACCAUCAUUUACAAGCACUGUUUUACAACAACAGUACCAGACUACAGCAGCACCAUCAUCAAGCACUGUCUCACAACAGGUACAUGUACUUACCCACAUAUAAUAUUGCUUGAAGGUGUGGCUGGCAGUGGCAAGACUACUCUAGUGAAGUUAGUAAUAUAUGAAUGGACUCAGGAUGGUCAAGGUAAUAUUAGUGACUUAGAUAAUUAUGACCUUCUACUGUGGGUACAGUGCAGUGACCCAACAAUGACCUGCUACCAGCACCUCCUCGAAAGACUGAUGCCAAAAGUAGCCAUAAAAUUCAAGGAAAUUCUUCCUAAGCUGAUGAAGCUUUGUAAGACCUUAAUUAUAAUUGACGGUCUUGAUGAAGAUAAUGAAAGUUCUAGAACACUAGUCCAGAGUCUAUUGCAAGAAUUUAAGUACUGUUCUAAUAUUGCUUUUCUGUGCACUUCACGACCAGAAAAAGUUGAGAACUUUAGGAGAACAAUCCCUGCAGAGUAUACUGUGCAACAUGCAACACUACAUGGUAUAUCUAGGACAAGUGUAGUACAGUUCGUGCGUCUGAACCACCAGGAAAUAACCAAACAAACAGGGAAUAACAGAAAUACUGAAGAACUGGUAAGAAAAGUAAGUAAGUUAGAAGGAAUUCAUGAACACUUAAGACUACCAAUGAAUUUGAUUCUUAUGAUAUACAUCUGGGACCACGACCCUGACCAGCUGAACUUAACAUCUGUCACUCACACGGAGCUAUAUUAUAAUAUUCAUGAACUGUGUAAACACAAGUUAAUAGAGAGACUGACCAACCAUAAAGCUACAAAGAAUAUGGAUGACAGGAAAUUAAAGUUUAACAUUAACAAUAUUUUGAUAAUAAUAUACAAGACAGCGCUAGAAAGUCUUUCAGGUGAUCAGUUAAACCUUGAGGAAGAAACUGUAGAUAAACUGAUAUCUACCUGUGAUGAACUGUGUUUACCUUACAAAGAAGUGUUGUCAGCGUUCCUUUGUUUAAGACCAACAUGGACGGUUCGAGGGAUCACGGAGCAGUACUCAGCUCCUCACAAGGGAAUACAAGAUUACUUCGCUGCUCUCUAUAUUGUGAGCAGUCUUAAUAACCCACAGUGCUCUACACCCACAUCUGCCUCAGCUACACUUGUCAGCAUCAGGGGAGUGUUAGAAGAGAGCAUCAGGUCAGCCAGGGUAGACAUGAACAAAUACCAGAAUGUUCUGAUACAUGUGGCUGGGCAGCUCCACCUGGUAUUAGACCAGGUACCUGAGGCAUCUGCACGGGAAAUAGUUCAUCUCCUACAAGAGUCUGGUAUGAGAGACAAAGACCAGUGGCUCGACCUCCUUGACAACACUAAGAUGUCUCCAGUAAUUGUCAAAGAAAUCUCUCGUUUCUUCACCAGUGAAGAAACAAUUGUACGUAAUGAACGAGUGAGGAGCUACACUGCUCUCCUACCACACCUCAGCUCCAGCGUGGUGAAGAUUAUUAUCCGUGGUGACCCGAGUAACCUGCCUGGCCUGCCUGAUCUGCUGGCUGCCUUCACCCACCAACAACGUUUACAACCUCGGAGUCAUGUGGAGGUGUUCGCUGGUCGUCUUACUGAUAGAGGACUGAGGCUGCUACAAUCAUGUAACAAGCUGAGGGUACUCCAACUGAGAGUGGUGAGCGACCACCAUGCUGGCUCUAUCCUGCCACAACUACACCACACUGUAACCUCCACACUACAACUUGAGUGGCUCAACUAUCACGAUAAACUUUUAUCAUCAUUUAUCAACGCACUCCAGUCCUCAGCCUUUGUCCCUGACGAGUAUAAAAGAUCCACAGCGUCGUUUGCUACAAUAGCAGCGUUUGGGGCAAUCAAAGAACUAAUGCUGCCUGCAUCCGUGUGUUCUUAUGAUGCUAAUCCUCCAACCGUGAGGAUGGAACUGCUUACAACACUUAAUCAUGUACAUUCCUUGUGCCCCCAGAGCAUGCAAGAUAGUGUCCAGUUGCCUCAGGUAUCCGAGGACCCUCAAACUAUCUUGAUUGCUGAGCCUAUUCCUGCAAUAUCUGCUAUUUCAAGUAGUAGUUCCUCCACAGGGGACUCCUUGUCGGAAAAUGACUACUUGCAGCUAUGGGUCGGUGCUAUUUCAACUGGGAAGAGCCCAUCCACUUCACUGGAUCAAUCCGUACCACCAGUAGAGAAGAAAGAUAUAGCUCCCAAUGACUUCCCAGACGAGAUCAAGCGUUUGUUGAAUCAACAAACGUCGUAA